Messenger RNA from Saccharomyces paradoxus, 996 nucleotides. RefSeq names its product 25S rRNA (uracil2843-N3)-methyltransferase (gene BMT6). The record is from RefSeq and is a predicted model, not a curated record. Lineage: Eukaryota; Fungi; Ascomycota; Saccharomycetes; Saccharomycetales; Saccharomycetaceae. Bases 1 to 996 code for a protein of 331 amino acids. The transcript has a single exon.
AUGAAUCCCAAAAGAGUCGCCCAAUUGCCCGUUCACAAUGAAUCUACGCUGUCACCACAGGAAAUAAUCGAUCUUUUUAAAAUAACAUUCUUAGAAGAGCUAUAUCCGAAAGAUCAAGACGAUGAAGAGUCGCCAUUAAUUGAGCAAAUACAGGUGGUCAAAUCUGACCUUUAUAACAGAGAUUAUAAUGCUGCUUUCAAUAGCGUAUCGAAAAGAAUAGCGUAUUGCUGUCGUUGGUCACCGUCCAGGGCAACAGGUUACGCUUCAGUAUUUGCACAUUUCCCUGAGCUUCUGAAGAUUAUCAGAUGCGAAAUUGCUGAUAAGGACUCAAACGUGCUAUGUAUUGGUGGUGGUGCUGGUGGCGAGCUAGUUGCAUUAGCAAGCAUAUUCACUUUAUCUAGAGAUUUCUCCUCUAAAUUUGCCUCUGCUUUGAAAAUAGACAAUGAAGUAAACAGAAAACCAAGAGCUUUAAACAUAGAACUAGUAGACAUCGCUGAUUGGUCCACAGUUGUUGAAAGGCUAACGGCAACAAUAAAAUCGAAAUGGCUAUACGAUGGUUCAGAAGCAGAAUCAUUCAACGUUAACUAUACCCAUAAAGACUGCCUACAAAUGACAGAACCACAGGAUAUCAAGACAUACCAAAGUCUCGACCUGAUAACUCUGCUUUUUACUACAAAUGAAUUAUUUACACAGAAAAAAGUGGAAAGUAUUAAAUUCCUACAACGGCUAAACGAGAACUGUGCCCCCGGUUGUCAUCUUCUCAUACUGGAAAGUGCAGGAAGCUAUUCCCACAUUACUAUCAACAACAAGAAGUUCCCAAUUCAAUUUCUUAUCGAUACUAUCUUAAUAGGAAACAGAAAGGAUAAAAGAACGACGGGUCCAUGGUCACUAGUAUCGGAGAACGACAGUAUUUGGUACAGAAUGGACCCCAAAAUUGACUACUCGAUUCCGUUGGAAAAUAUGCGCUUCUUUUACCGUCUUUAUGUCAAGAAUUAA